Colossoma macropomum (tambaqui) is the source of this 6232-nucleotide messenger RNA. It is a transcript of the gene cluhb, whose product is annotated as clustered mitochondria protein homolog. The transcript has 27 exons. Gene Ontology annotation, biological process: intracellular distribution of mitochondria. NCBI's taxonomy places the organism in Eukaryota, Metazoa, Chordata, Actinopteri, Characiformes, Serrasalmidae. The record is from RefSeq and is a predicted model, not a curated record. Gene Ontology annotation, molecular function: mRNA binding; protein binding. Gene Ontology annotation, cellular component: cytoplasm. Bases 407 to 5668 code for a protein of 1753 amino acids.
GAGAGAGAGAGAGAAGGAGGGGGAUAGCAAGAGAGGCACACAAUGAAGGGCAGAAGAGGAUACAAUCAGAGGUUGUAUAACCUGUGCCGGAAAAGCAGGGAAUCUAUGCCUUGGACAAUGAUCUGCUUUCUCAUUCUUCCCUAGAAAUUCAUGAACUGUCAACAAGCUGUGUUGAGGAGAAGAUAGCAUGCCACGUGGUGCCAAACAUCUGACCGGUUUCAUCAGCUGUUAGCCUGGUCUGCUCUGCAACUGAUCCCUACACACCAAAGGAAACACAACUGUCAAGGACACCCAGCAAAAGACUACAAUGACUUGCAGCUAACUAGAAUUCCAAGAUUAGUUGUAGCAGGAACUCUUUCAGCACAGAUUCUGUGAAUGUAAAUAUUAUCCAGAGUUCUCUUGCAAAAUGGGAAACAUACUUAAAUGCUGUUACCAAGUGUCUCAUUUUAUCUGGGGUCAGGAUGUUCCUGGCCAAACUGAGGAGCGAUCUCCUCUUCUGUCAAGGGAAAACAGUGAUGUUGAAAGCCUUUCUCCGUCUAAGACUUCAGCUGAUGUGCUGGCAUCUCCUGUCCUGGACCAAGACCACCUCCUUUUCCCUGAUAUAGUCCUGAGCAGUAACCUUCGAGCUGUCCUGGACAGAGAAGACUUAACCCAGCCAUUAGAGCUUGUGUUAGCAGAGAGAGGGCGAAAGCAUGGGGGGAAUGAUGGAAUAGAUCAAACUUAUGAAGGUUUUGGAGGUGAAGAUGAUAGAGUGAGAAUGUCAAACACAAGCAUUGGUCAGCAGGAGCUCCAGUAUUUGGACAGGAAUCAGUUAUGUGCCACUGAGAAAGAAUGGCCAUUACUGUCUUCCUUGUACUCAGAGCAGUGGCCUACAGAGCAACCAAAUGCUGUUAAUUCCACUUCUCAAACCCUGAUCUACACACAUGGACAGGGAACCGGAAUUUGGAGUAAUUCCAUCUGUCAAAGUGUGCAGUUACUAGCACAGGGAAACACUAGCCAACAACUCAUUUCUUCAGGGCCACAAUCUGGCCAGUCACCUUUGUUGGAAAAACUUGCAAAGGAUGCUACACAGACUGACUUUGACACGAUUAAAGCAAGAGAGGGUGGAGCUCAUAUUGAGCAGAAAGAACACGGUCCCUCUGAACUAGCAAAGGGUUUUGCUCCAGAACAGAUGGAGCAAAACUUGGUACAAUGGGACAUGAACCUAGCACAACUGGGACAAGAAGCUAUACAGACAGCAGGACAUCUGCUGUUAAAUGUAGGUGAGAGCAAACACAGAGUUGUAUGUUCAGGUAAAAAUGUAGCACAGAUAGAUGAAUGUGUAGUAGCAGUGGAUCUUGAGGGAAGCCAACAAGUGGAACAUUAUUAUAUGACUCAAACAGAACAGGGAGAAGCAUAUCAUAGAGAGAACAUAGCACAGCCAGAUGGUGAUGAAAUAAAAAGUGAGGCAGAUAUUGAAAUGAGUCAAGAUGGAGAACCAGACAUAAAACUUAGAGACCAUGAGCCAUUAUCUGCAAAGAAUCCAAUUAAUUUACUGCAGGCAAAGCAACAUGUUGAAAAGAAUCAACAGGAGACCUCACAGACAGAACAGGUUAAGUUAGAGCAGGAGUCAGAAAGGAACCUUACACAGGUGGUAAAGGCCAUGGACCAGAUGGGCCAAACACUAGCGCACAUAGAACAACAUACUGCUGAGAAUAGGCAGGAGGUUUUACCAAAAGAGCAAGACAGGAUGGAGCUAAGAGCUGUUUUAGAAGAACAACAUAACCAGAGGUCAGAAAGGCAGAACAAAGAUCAGAAUAUGGACCAGACAAGAGGGGUUGUGGUGCAGAUUCAACAGGAGGAAAACACAUUUGGAAGACAGCAGGAUCCUGAGCAGACAGCCAUGGCUAUUGACCAAGGAACAGACAAGGAAGAAACUGAUCGCUUCACCCUGUUUGUGGUUGACAAGCUGUUCCUGGCCACCCCGAAUAUUACAGGACCAAGUGCUGAUAAUGUUUUCAGUGACCAAACAGAGUUGUCAGAGCUGGAUAGGUACAGAGCCAAAGAACACCAGGAUGACCCUGCUGCUCUCGAAGACACCCCUGAAGAUACAGGAUUCACAAUCAAGAUCCAGGCUCCUGGCAGUGAGCCCACCGACUUCCAAGUCUCACCUUUAGCCAUGGUACAGGAAAUCAAGCAAGUGUUGAUGGACCGUGAGGAGACUUGCCACCGUACUUGCUUCUCCCUUCAGUUAGAUGGAAACACACUGGAUAACUUCGCCCACCUGAGGUCAGUUGCUGGUCUACAAGAGGGCUCACUUCUCAAGAUUGUGGAAGACCCAUACACAAUUCGGGAGGUUCGUAUCCAUCUGCGUCACAUCAGAGAUCUGCUGAAGAGUUUGGACCCCACGGAUGCCUAUAAUGGAGUGGAGGGCGGCUCGCUGUCCUUUCUCAGGUUCUUCACUGAAGAACAUACAGAAGAGAGUGGCAAGGUGAAGAAGAAAGGUGAGGAGCUGAAGCACUUCAGCUGCAGCCCUCCUGAGUACAUUCUUCCUGGAACGAAGGAAUGUUUUCUGGCACCAUUGCAGCCUCAAACUGAGAACUUGAAGCCUACUGAGUGCCUGAAGGUUUUGGCGACGAGUAGCUGGAAUCCUCCUCCAGGAAACAGAAAGAUGCAUGGUGAUCUCAUGUACUUGAACGUUGUUACCAUGGAGGACAGACACUGCAGUGUUACAGCAUCAACAAGGGGCUUUUAUCUUAAUCAAUCCACUACUUACAGUUUUAACCCAAAGCCUGCAAGUCCCAGUGUGCUUAGUCAUUCUUUGGUGGAGCUCCUUAGCCAGAUCAGUCCAGUUUUUAAGAAGAACUUCAGUGCUCUACUGAAGAAGAGAACAUCAACACACCCCUUUGAAAGGAUAGCCACUCCUUUCCAGGUGUUCAGCUGGACAGCUCCAGCCCUUGACCAUGCCAUGGACUGUGUCCGAGCUGAGGAUACCAGCUCCUCCCAUCUGGGCUACGAAGACCAUGUGCCUGGACAGAUUCGUGACUGGAAUGAAGAGCUUCAGAGCACCAGAGAGCUUCCACGCAAAACCCUCACUGAUCGUCUGCUGAGAGACAGAGCCAUCUUUAAGGCUAACAGCGACUUUGUGACCACUGCUACACGAGGUGCGAUGGCAGUGAUUGAUGGCAAUGUGAUGCCCAUCAACCCUAGUGAAGAUCCACGCAAUCAGAUGUUCAUCUGGAACAGUAUCUUCUUCAGCCUGGGCUUUGACGUGCGAGAACACUAUCAGGAUCUGGGUGGUGAGGCAGCAGCUCAUGCUGCCUCAACCAUUGAUCUAAAUGGUGUUAGAGCGUACAGCUUGGUGGAUGCAGACGGCCUGUAUCUACUUGGUACUGUGGUGGUGGAUUAUCGAGGUUUCCGUGUCACCGCCCAGUCAAUCGUUCCAGGCAUUCUAGAGCGUGGUCAGGAGCAGAGUGUAGUCUAUGGUUCCAUUGACUUUGGAAAGACUGUCGUCUCUAAUGAAAAGUACCUGAACCUGCUGGACAAACCCAGCAAGCAGCUGAGAGUACAGCGCCACCUAGUGCUCAACAAAGACGACACAGCUGUGGAGUUGUGCUCCUCUGUAGAAUGUAAGGGCAUUGUGGGUAACGAUGGCCGCCACUACAUCCUGGACCUGCUGUUCACAUUUCCGCCUGACCUCAAUUUCCUCCCUUUGGAAGGGGAGGAGCUAAAGCCUGAGUGUCAACAGCUCGGUUUUCCACGGCAACACCCACAUCGCCUAGCCUGUCUGAGGCAAGAGCUGAUUGAGGCUUUUGUAAAGCACAGAUAUCACUUAGUUAUGGAGGCAGUCUCUAAAGACACAGAGCAAGAAGACAACUGCAUCAAAGCUACUGGAUCUCCUCUGGUAAACCACAGCCCAAAUGCAUCUCUAAACCCCUCAAGCCAGUAUAUAGAUGGUACUCUAGACACAGACGUCCAGAACAGUUCUCCCAAGGAGAGUAUUCCUUCUUCCUUCAGGAACUCCUCCUUUGACAUACGCUUCAACCCUAACAUUUUCUCACCAGGUGUGCGUUUUCCAAAGGAAAGUUGUAAUGAUAUUCAAGAACAGAAGCAGCUUUUAAAGGAUGCUGCAGUCUUCCUCAUGUCCAGCCAAAUCCCUGCCUUAAUUAAGAGCUGUCUUGAUCACACCACAAUGCCCAUGGAUGGUGUCACCCUGACUGAGGCUCUGCAUCAACAUGGCAUCAAUGUCCGAUACCUGGGUACAGUGCUGGAGUGUAUUGAGAAGAAUCCUCAGAAAUGCAGACUGGAUCAUGUUUAUAGAAUCGCACUGUGUGAGCUGAUCACCAGAUGCACAAAACAUCUAUUCAGGACAUACUUGCUAGCUGUGGAGCCAUCUGCCCUGUCUGCCUCAGUCAGCCAUUUCCUCAACUGCUUCCUCAGCUCCUCACCUGAUUUGCCAGGGACACAGCAGAUGGACAGACUGGCGUCCAGACGCAGGAGCCGGCGGAGGCGGAGCCGGGGCUCAGUGGGUGGGGCAGUGACGGCCUGGGCCAGCCUGACCACCAGUGAGCUCUGGAGGACCAUCCAGGCUGAAGCUCUGGAAUACUACCAUUACUGUUUGCCAUGUGAAAGUGUAGAGCAGGCAGUGGAUAAAUGCGGCCUGCAAAGGAUUACCCUGCUCAGAGAGAUUUCCAUCAAAACUGGCAUCCAGAUCCUUAUCAGAGAGUACCACUUUGAUGCUAAGCACAAGCCAGUCUUCACUGAGGAGGAUGUCCUCAACAUUUUCCCCAUAGUAAAGCACAUCAGCCCCAGGGCCAGUGAUGGCCUCUAUUUGCUACACUGUGGUCAGGCCAAGGUCCAGCAAGGUUGUCUGAAAGAAGGCUGUGAGCUGAUUAGCCAGUCUUUGGGCCUGUUCACUAACGUGUAUGGGGCUCUACACCGCGAUGUCUGCACCUGUCUCCGUCUGCUGGGGCGCAUUUACUACAUCCUGGGGGACUACUCUGAGGCGCUGAGUCACCAACAGAGGGCUGUACUGAUCAGUGAGAGAGUGCUGGGGAUUGAGCAUCCUAACACCAUACAGGAAUAUAAACACCUUGGUCUUUACUGUUUUGCUGGUGGGCAGGCGGCCACUGCGCUGCGGCUACUAUACCGCGCCCGCUACCUCAUGCUGCUGGUGUGCGGAGAGGACCACCCAGAAAUGGCCUUACUGGACAGUAAGAUUGGUCUCAUGCUGCAUGGUGUGAUGGAGUGUGACCUCGCCCUGAGGUUUCUGGAGAGCGCCCUGGCCUUGACCUCCAAAUAUCAGGGGCCCACUUCCCUUAAAGUGGCACAAAGUCAUCACCUGCUGGCAAAGGUGUAUGAGAGCAAAGGAGAGUUCCGCUCAGCGCUGAGGCACGAGAAGGAACGCUACAUGAUUUACAGGAACGAGGUUGGAGAAGCACAUGAGAAGACCCGAGAAAGCUCAGAGUACCUGAAACACCUCACGAAUCAAGCUGUGAUUCUACAGAGGACCAUGAACAUGAUCUACAAAAACAGUUCUGGGGCCAGUAUUACGCCUCUCAAACUGACUGCCCCGAGCCGGCUGUGGGUUGUGGAGCAGCUAAAUCUCGUGACUGGCAUUGUCCUGAUCCCACUCAGCAACAAGGACCUAGAGACCCUCAGAGCAAACUCUCAGAAAACAGCUGCUUAAAUGCAAACAGAAAGGUUGGUUCAGGCGAAAAAUUAAAGGAGCACCUCCUAAUGUCUUUGAUGAUGGAUGUGCAGCAGUGAAGAUCUGCGGAGAUUUGUAGUCUGUCAAUGAUGAGCACAAAGAAUGAUGUUAGGAAUAAGAUGACCAUAUUUGGUUUAUAAAGGAAUAAAUGAGGAAGUAAAGGAGAAUAAUCUGCACCACUGGCCACAGCAUGUUUAUGAUCUGAGUUCAAACCUGUAGACAUGCUGCAAAUGCUUUUUUGCAUGUUUGGUCUUCAUCAAAGUACCUCAAAGCUGCAUUAUUGCAAGAUUUGUGGAUUUGGAGAUCUCUGGUGGAAAUGUGUAGUUUAUUUGUUCGUUGGUUGUGCUUCGGUCACCUUCCCCGAGAGUAUGAAUACGUUAAGGCGUAUUCAAAGGGAACUCAGACAAAACUUGGUGAAGGAUGUGUCUCCCAAGGAUGUACCUUAAUUAUCUACUACGGUCAUCAUAUCUUCAUCAGUAUAAUGUUAAUUUUGCAUUUGAGAUCUAAACAUCAAACCAGACCUUUUUUUGUGCCUGUGCAUGU